Messenger RNA from Paraphaeosphaeria sporulosa, 874 nucleotides. RefSeq lists its product as uncharacterized. NCBI's taxonomy places the organism in Eukaryota, Fungi, Ascomycota, Dothideomycetes, Pleosporales, Didymosphaeriaceae. Gene Ontology annotation, cellular component: EMC complex. The transcript is spliced from 3 exons. The record is from RefSeq and is a predicted model, not a curated record. Bases 25 to 744 code for a protein of 239 amino acids.
CAUCAACCGCAUACGCACUCCACGAUGCGAACUUCGCUAUUUGCCCUGGCGCCUCUUGCCUCAGCUGCCUCGGCGGCCCGCUUCAUCUUGCACAUCCCCAACACGCCCCUCGUAAACCCGUCAUCGCUCCCAUCCACCACCCACGCAACGCUCCAGUCCUCGGGCGCCCCGCUAGAUGCCUACAUAACGCGCUCCAACUCGUUCAACUUCAACAAUGUCUCCGUGGGGAGCUACCUCGCUACGAUCCACAGUCGCGACUACGCAUUCGAGCCGCUCCGCAUAGAUGUUACGCUUGAGGAAGCGGUCGAGGGCAGUGGGGACCAGAGAGAGAAGGUGGCCGCGUGGCAGACAUUCAUUGGGAAUGAGUGGGAUAACAAGGGCGAAAGUAGAGGCGAGGGCGGAAACGGGCUGGUGAUUGAGGUCCAGCCUAGGAUGCCGAAGGAAUACUACCAGGAGCGCGCUGGAUUCUCCCCGCUGUCGUUCCUGAAGAAUCCUAUGAUCCUGAUGGGUCUUUUUACGCUGAUCAUGGUCUUCGGCAUGCCGUACUUGAUGGACAACAUGGACCCAGAAACUAAGGCCGAGUUCGAAGAAAUGCAGAAGAAGGGUGUCAUAGGUUCCGGUAACACCAACACCGCGCAGCAGAUACAGAACUUCGAUCUCGCUUCCUGGAUGGCUGGAAAGACGGACACACCUCCCCGCGGUACGAGUCCCGCACCGCACUCUCAAGGAAAGAAGCGGGGCUGAGCGGCAUCGUGGUCUUGUAAAUACGAAGCAGGAUGUCUUGCGACUUGAAUCAGGACGGACAGAGCUUCAGGAGACGAGACCCGCAGCGGCUGUUGUAACAAGAAAUUCAAUAUCAGACUCAUUUCCUCGC